AUGGCACCCAAAAUCACAGCUGGAAAUGCUCUCAUCGUUCUGGCCAACCUUUUCUAUUCGAUUGGCGCGUUCGUCUUCGACUUCAAUGAGACGCAUGUGAGGAAUCCUCGAUGGCCUCCUCACGCGAGGUUUCAUAACGGCCAAACCAUGACCCUUGGGCUCUUUUUGUCCAUAACCUCGAUCUACUUACUCCUGAGGCCAGCAGCGACGAAGGCCCAAGCCCUCGACAACUUGUUCAUAUCGGCUCUCAUCGGUUCCUUCUACUGCACGGCUGGAAUGAGUGCGAUUCUGUAUCCUGGGACCGCCUGGCAGGAUCCUGAGUUUGCUCAGGGAGGAGAACAGAGGUUUCUGUUCUCGGGAAUUGUUGUUGCUUUAUGGAUCGGGUAUUGGCUUGAGGCGUCGCGAUUGGCAAAGGUCAAAGGUUCUUGA
Molecule: messenger RNA, 429 nt
Organism: Zasmidium cellare ATCC 36951
Lineage: Eukaryota; Fungi; Ascomycota; Dothideomycetes; Mycosphaerellales; Mycosphaerellaceae
Exons: 2
Coding region: 1-429 (142 amino acids)
Source: RefSeq, a predicted model, not a curated record